Molecule: messenger RNA, 2813 nt
Organism: Aethina tumida (small hive beetle)
Lineage: Eukaryota; Metazoa; Arthropoda; Insecta; Coleoptera; Nitidulidae
Gene: Snap25
Product: synaptosomal-associated protein 25
Exons: 7
Coding region: 160-795 (211 amino acids)
Biological process (GO): synaptic vesicle priming; exocytosis; synaptic vesicle fusion to presynaptic active zone membrane
Cellular component (GO): SNARE complex; plasma membrane
Molecular function (GO): syntaxin binding; SNAP receptor activity
Source: RefSeq, a predicted model, not a curated record
UCAUUCUGAUCGUAGGGCAGUUACCCCUUGACAGUUUUCGCUGUCAAUGUGUUAAAUGAAUGUGAAAUUGUCAGUGCAUUAAGUGUUGUUGUUGUUGUUCGUCGACAACAGAUAGUUUCCCUCUUCUAGUCUAACCUAUCUUUUAUUUCAUCUAUAAAAAUGCCAGCAGCAGCACCAGCCGCCGAAAAUGGGGCCCCCAGGACCGAACUGCAGGAGCUGCAGCUCAAAGCACAACAAGUCACAGAUGAGUCGUUGGAGAGUACCAGGCGUAUGUUGGCGCUAUGCGAAGAGAGUACCGAUGCUGGGGCGAAGACCUUGGAGAUGCUAAACCAUCAAGGCGAGCAAUUGGACCGGAUCGAGGAUGGAAUGGACCAGAUCAACACCGAUAUGCGCGAGGCCGAGAAAAAUCUCACCGGCAUGGAGAAGUGCUGUGGUCUAUGCGUUUUGCCGUGUCAGAAGGGCUCGUCGUUUAAGGAGGACGAGGGCACGUGGAAGGGCAACGACGACGGCAAGGUGGUGAACAACCAGCCGCAGCGCAUGAUGGACGAUCGCAACGGCAUGGGCCCGCAGGGCGGAUACAUCGGGCGCAUCACAAACGACGCCCGCGAGGACGAGAUGGAAGAGAACGUCAGCCAGGUGAACACCAUGAUCGGCAAUCUGCGAAACAUGGCCAUCGACAUGGGAUCCGAGCUGGAGAACCAGAACCGGCAGGUCGAUCGCAUCAACUUGAAGGGCGAGUCGAACGCAACCAGGAUAGAGGUGGCGAACCAACGUGCUCAUGAUCUUCUCAAGUAGACACACAACACAACAAAAACACUUAAAUAUAUAUUGCAGACUUUCUUUGCAUAUCUGAUUCGUUCCCAUCACGAUUAUUUAAACUUAACAAUAAAGCUUUGUAGCCUAUAACGAUAUAAAUAUUUAAGCUUUUACCCCGCUGUGUAGACGAUUGUAUUCAUUAAAUUUAUAUAUGAGCGACAAUAAUCUGACAAAAUGAAAUUCAUUAUGAUAAAUUGACCUUUCUUGUUCUUUGGUUUCGAUCGUUCGUUCGUUUGAGUGGCCGCUGUGUGGCGUGGGCGGUGAUUUUAACGAUAGAGCGCAAGUUUGUGCGCGCCUCAAUGGGAACGGACCAGAUCUGAUGAUCGGUAGUGAAGUAUUAUGUGAUGGGGCACACUGGUUAUAUGUUUGUUGGUUAGGGUGAGAGCAACGAAACGCGUAUAGCAGUGGCGAACCAGCGUGCCAACAAACUCCUCAAGUCCUAAAACGGGGGAGCGGGGGAUACAAGUCGCCUUUUAUACUCUUCUCUCAAUUCUCGAUGUUACGGCUUAGUGGUAUCUAGUUUACUAGUUCUUAAUACUAAUAUUAUUGUAUCCUGUAUGGUAGAAAAUGCGAGUUUGUUAUUAGCCAACCUAACGGGGAACUUGCGACUAUAUAACAUUCCACACUAUUUUAAAUCAAUGGCUGACUUGCUUCCUGCUGUUGAUUGCAGAUUAGAUGAAAUCAUGUUCAGCCAGUGUCAAUUUGUCAAGCAGUUUCGUUAUUAAUUGCACACAUAUCAGUAAAUGUUGAAAGAAGGCGGACUAUUGUUCCGCACACAUUAUCGAUAUGGGUUAAUCAGUAGACGAGGCUUAUUUAUUGCAUUUUUAUUUAACGCCCUUCCUAGAUAUGUUGGCUAGUAACGGCAUAUAAAAUUAUAUUAUUUAUAUUCCAUAUUUAUUAAAAGCUCUUUUAUACAGAAGUUAACUGAUUUUAAAUCUAUUUGAGAUUUUGUAUUAUAUUACACUUAAUCGGUUAUGUGUUUUUCUGACAAAGUUAAAGUCUUAGUAAGCACAAUUUCCGCACAUAACACGAAAUAUCGGUUGAUGUUCGAUCACUGAUUCACUGUAGCGCCUUGAUUUUUCGUUAAUUUAUAAAAAAAAUGUUACUAGUUCACGCCUUGGGGUGAUGUUAUCAAUUUAAAUGAAACGGUGUUGGUGCUUUCUUUGGUCACCAUUAAAUAGCUUUAAAAUUAUUGUAAAUUGUACCAGUAUUUCGUAUUAACAUGUGAUGUGAAUUUUUCAAGUUUGGAUUGUUAUUAAACGUCUGUAUAUAAGAAUGUCUUAUAUUGUAACUGUAAAUAAUUUUAUAGUGUACUAGUAACAUAAACUACUACAUAAAAAAUUCCACUUUUCUUAAACGAUUAAGGGAAUUUUUGUUGUGCUGUUUAAAAGUGAAUUUUUUCUUGUAGUAUGAUUGUUUUGUUGAAGUUUGGCACAGUUUAUACAAUUAUUAAGGGAACGACGUAGGUUUCAAAAACCUACCGUCAUACAAGGUGUCGCAUGAAAAGGAGGGCAGAGCUGAAUAACUGUUGUACCAUUUAGAAAUAACGUCUGUAUUGUAGCUCGAUUAAUCUUGCUUUUGCAGCGGCAUCUUGUAGUAGAAUAUUUACUGUGAUUAGCCAUAUCUAAUGUUCCCCUGAUUAGUCACGAACGUUUCCUGGUUCUGACAUCUUCCAUUUCAUUAAGGGCUUAGUUUUUUAUGUACAGAUUUUAGUAAUUUACCAUUAUUUAAUUACAUAGUAAUAAGAGGAUGAAGUGAUAUUUACUUAAGAUAAGUGGGCUGUUAUAUUACGAAAUUAUCGACUUAAUUUGGUUAUAUAACUAGACAAAAACGCUGUUUUGCGUAAUAGUUAGAACAGCUUAUAGUUACUUAGAAGCCACAAUACCAAAUGGCUUUACUUUAACUGAUGGUAAUAAGUUAUUUACAAACAUGUAUUAUUCUAACAAUGUAUAGAGUAGUUAUCUCGAAUUAUAAAUAAAAUAUAUUACUGAAAACAA